AUGGAGCUGUGCGAGCGGUGCGGCUCCAUCUCCCUUGGCGCUCUGAGGCGAGGCCUGCCCGCCAGCCUGGCGUCCCGUCUGGGAGCCAGGCAGGGCAUGGUCUUGCUAGACGACGGCUCUGCUCUGGCUCGAUCGGCAUCAGAAUGCCGAUUGUGCGCCCUCAUUCAGGAGGCUCUGCUUCGUUCAUCGUGCAAUAGCCUUCACGAUCCGCUGGCGAGGCUUUCACUAGCUCCGGAUGCCGUCAUUCUCGAGCCAAAAUCAGAUUCCCAGGGAUCGACGUUCCCUGAUCUACCGACCGGGGGCUCGCACCUGACGGGGUUCAAAGUCUCUGCUACCGAGGCAACCACUGGACGGCUGAUACAGGCCAAGAUCCGGCUCUACACCCAGGGGCAGCGCAAAGGCCCACAUGGCCGUCAUGAUAUCGUAGGCAGGCCCGCACUGAAGAGUCCGGAGUGUGAUGAAGCGGUCUCGUUGCUCAGGAGAUGGGUAGACGCAUGUAAAAGGGAUCAUGCGUGCUGCUGGGAAACCCUUUCAGGAAGUGUCAUUGACGAAUCUCAGCUUCCACAGCUACCCAGCAGAGUCAUUCUUGUUUCUGGGAAUACUGUGAGACUAUUGCCGUCAGAGGGUAGACGAGGAAGAUAUGCAACCCUGAGCCACUGCUGGGGUUCUGCUGGGAGGCAGCCCCUCAAGACCACUCAAGCAAACCUCCAUAGUCAUCUUCAGCACAUUCCUUGGGCUUCGAUUCCCAAAACGUUCCAGGAUGCCAUCACCGUUACCCGCAACAUCGGCCUCGCCUAUGUCUGGAUCGACUCGCUCUGCAUUGUGCAAGAUGACCAUCAGGACUGGGUGAAAGAGUCCAAGCGUAUGGGAUCGAUAUACGAGCAGGCCGAAACCACCAUAGCUGCUUCUCACACUCCUGGUUGCUGGGAAGGGUUCCUCUUCCCUCGUUGUUCACCGCCUGCUUCUGUAAAGAUUCAGAACUUCUUCUCGGGGUGUGAAAAGGACGCAGAAGCAGGCGAUGCGUCCGGGAUACAGGUGUUUGCAACCAUUCGACGUGACACCGCUGCCAACACGUUUCCGGAAUUUGGUGCACUCAAUAGCCGCGCCUGGGCUACCCAGGAGUGGCUCCUGUCCAGGCGCAUCGUUUUCUUCACCAAAGGAGCCAUCAUCUGGUCAUGUAAAGCCAUCACGCAGCGCGAGACAGGCGAGCGAUGUUACAGCGUAUCGCGGAACACACGCUGGAAGAAUGUCGUUGAGCAGUACAGCGACCGCCAAUUGACCUUUGCAACGGACAGGUUGAUUGCACUGGAAGGGCUGCGAAUGGAACUGGGAAAGAAGAUUGCCUGCGAAUAUGCCUUUGGCGUGUGGAAAGAGUCUCUUCCCAACCAACUGCUCUGGCAGGUCACCAGGAGAAUAGAGGGGUCGGCCGUCUCGGAUCCUCUAAAGCUGCCAACCUGGACGUGGGCUCACGUUCCGUGCGGUGUCCGAUAUCUGACUAUUGACAGAGCCAAGAAUCAAUGCGGCUCAAUCGCUUUCAAGGACGGUGACAUGAGACGACUGAGCAUGCAAGCACGAGCAAAACGCGUGUCAAGGGUGUCAAUGGUGAUGGAUUUUCAGAGUGAAGGGCACCCCGUCACUGCAGCCAUUCUCGCGGAUAUAGCAUCAUCCCACGCCAAGUUGACCAGCUCCAUGGCUCAAUUCGUCCUGGACAAAGAUGGCGCCCCUAUCGGAUGGACCGUGUUUGACCUCGCCUCCGAAGAUGCCACCUCUGGAGUAGUUCUGGCUCUCGCUUUGAUGGGCACCAUCAGCCGACGAGACGAGCAAGCUGAGAGACGCCUUGGAACGACUGUGUCCAAGAAGCUUCGACACUACUGGGUGUUGAUGGUGCGGCAAAGGAACGAUGGCAGUUAUUAUAGGAUAGGAGUUGGGAAGACGUAUGGGAUAGAGUGGUGGGAAGAUGCCGAUAUGAAGACGCUUGAGUUGGUGUGA
Messenger RNA from Trichoderma citrinoviride, 1989 nucleotides. RefSeq names its product HET-domain-containing protein. Bases 1 to 1989 code for a protein of 662 amino acids. The transcript is spliced from 2 exons. The record is from RefSeq and is a predicted model, not a curated record. Lineage: Eukaryota; Fungi; Ascomycota; Sordariomycetes; Hypocreales; Hypocreaceae.